AUGGCCCAAGAAUGUGUUGUUUCCGUUUUUUUUAUCUGGGUAUUUUAUGCAAAUAUUUACAUUCUUUAUACACGUGUUGAUGAUCGUUUGGUUUAUCCGCUUUCGGAUCCUUUCCACCGCGUCCUUAUCCCUAUCCCAUUUGAUUUCUUUGAAAUUUCAGAUGAGCAUCAGGGCUCGAUUUUGAGUUCAUCAAACAUUUACCAGCUAGUUGCUGUAAACGUGAUUCAGUGCUUUCUCUUCGAUUUUUUGCUUCCUAUCAAGAUUCUAAAACCGAUUGUCGACGCCAAAUCAAAGUUGAAGAGGCAAUGGCAAUUACAAGGAUACAAGAUCGAAGAUACUGAAAUUCGGUUUAUACUGAAUAAUCAAGAUGAUGACACCAUUGGAAAUUAUAAAUGUCGCUACUAGAUCG
This is a messenger RNA of Lactuca saligna, 409 nucleotides long. Lineage: Eukaryota; Viridiplantae; Streptophyta; Magnoliopsida; Asterales; Asteraceae. The record is from the annotation of a GenBank genome assembly.